This is a messenger RNA of Priceomyces carsonii, 1182 nucleotides long. RefSeq lists its product as uncharacterized. The coding region runs from base 1 to 1182 and encodes 393 amino acids. The transcript has a single exon. Gene Ontology annotation, molecular function: protein binding. The record is from RefSeq and is a predicted model, not a curated record. Lineage: Eukaryota; Fungi; Ascomycota; Pichiomycetes; Serinales; Debaryomycetaceae.
AUGAACUUAGAAGACGAUGUACUUCUCAGUGCCAGAGUAUUAUUGCAAAACUCUCAGCCUACUGCUGCUUUGGAACUCCUUGGCCCGAAAUUGAGGGAGAACGAACACAACGUAGAUUUUCUUCAAACGUUCGGUGAAGUCUUAUUGGAGAAUAAUGAGAUGGAAGAAGCAUAUAAUAUAUUAAUGAAAGCAUGUGAGAUGGAUAUGGAGGCUGAAAGAGGCUCUGAAAAGUUUUUUAAUUUAGGUCAGAUUAUAGGUGGUGAAGAUGGUCUAAAACUUUUAGACGUUGGCUUGAACAGAUUACAACAGCAGUUAAAAUUGGCUCAACGAGACAUGAUACAGCAAGACUCACUAUUGGUAGACAUGCCGAAGAAUUAUGCUGCUAAAGAGCUGCUUCUCAAACAUUUAAUAAAAAAAAUUAAUCAAGGAAUUUUUGCGAAGAUUGAAAUCUGGAUGACCGACUUAUGUAUGGAACUCGAAGCUGAGUCACAGUGUGACAGUCUUAUAGAAAAUUCUAUAUCUCUCGAUUCGAGAAACCCUGAAGCUUUUUCAUUAUUAGCAUCGAUAAGGAUAUCUCAACAAAGAACUUUUGAAGCAAAGGAGGCUUUGGAGAAGUCUUGGGAUUUAUUCCAGCAUAAAAAAACUGCUUUGGAAGAAACUGUAAGUAAGCAUCAAGAAGAUGAGAUGAAUGAAGAAUUAUUAGAGUCAAGCAUGGAAUAUGGCGAGCUUAUACAGGCUCUUUUAAAUUUAUCCAGACUUGCAAUUGAGCUAGAACUUUACGAAUUGGUAUCAUCUGUCACCUCUCGUAUCCAGGAUAUGAAUGAAAAUAUUUUGGAGUGUUAUUACUAUGGAGCGUUGGCUAGUUUGCUUCAAGCAAAAAAAUUAUUUACAAUCCUGAUUCCUAAAAUCGCAGACUACAGGGAAGUUUCAAAUGCAUCCCUCAAAAGUUCUUCUGAUCAAGAAAUCCAAGCUUUAAUCCAUGAGGCUAAGGUUUCUCUUACAAUUGGUUAUAAGAUAAUUAAUAGUGAAUCCAUUGACGCUGAUACUGAUUUAAUAGAGCAAAUGUCAGACUUGUUAGACGAAUUCGGGGGCCCUGUGAUGAGUGAGUUGAUGCCGCAAAAAAUUAAUGAAACAGAGGAAGCAGCUUUAGAAAAUGAGCUUAAUUUAUUAGAAGAUGUUUAA